Molecule: messenger RNA, 2923 nt
Organism: Synchiropus splendidus (mandarinfish)
Lineage: Eukaryota; Metazoa; Chordata; Actinopteri; Syngnathiformes; Callionymidae
Gene: cadm2a
Product: cell adhesion molecule 2a
Exons: 11
Coding region: 275-1570 (431 amino acids)
Source: RefSeq, a predicted model, not a curated record
ACCUGAGCUGCACUCGCGUUCCAGACGGUGCAGCACAGUAGCAGCAGCAGCAGCAGCAGCAGCGUCUCCAGAGCAGGAGGAGGAGCAGGUUCGAUUCCCCGCGCCGCAAGCCUGUCCGCCGUCCAUCUCUGACGCCGUCCGACAGAGCCGAGUGCUCGCGAGUCUGUCGCUUGGUCCGGUGCCUGAGCUGAGACGCCUUCCUCGGUCCGCCUGGAUACACAGAGGUCCUGGUCCAGUGGGGGUGCGCGGCGGACGAGCUGCCACGGAAGACGGGAUGCAUUUCAAAGGCCAUCUGCUCUUCACCCUUUACACCGUGUACGGGAUCCUUCUGAAAGUGGUGGCUUCCAAAGGCAAAGUCCGAGGUGUCAGCGGUCAGUACCCUUUGGUCCAGAAUGUGACGGUGACGGAGGGCGGCGUGGCCAAUCUGACCUGUCGAGUGGAGUACAACGACAACACCUCCCUCCAGUGGUCGAACCCGGCACAGCAAACCCUCUUUUUUGGUGACAAGAAAGCGCUGAGGGACAACAGGAUCGAGCUGGUGCGCGCCUCCUGGUCGGAGCUGACCAUCAGCAUCAGUGACGUGGCGCUGUCCGACGAGGGCAUGUACACCUGCUCGCUCUUCACCAUGCCGGUCAGAACCGCCAAGGCCUACCUCACCGUUCUGGGUGUCCCAGAGAAGCCGGAGAUCGAUGGCCUGACCAAGCCGGCCUUGGAGGGAGACCAGCUCACCCUCACCUGCAUCACCCAGGGCAGCAAGCCUGCCGCCGACCUGCGCUGGUUCAGGAACGAGAAGGAAGUCAAAGGUGCCAAGGAGGUGAACGCCAGCGGGAAGACGUUCACCGUCCGCAGCUCUCUGCAGCUCAGCGUGAACAGGAACGACGACGGCGUGGCCUACACCUGCAGGGUGGACCACGUGGCCCUGGCGCACUCCCCGCAGCAGGCCACUGAAGUGCUGGAGGUCCACUAUGCGCCGCAUGUGGAGAUCCUGCCGUCGCUCACGGUCCCUCAGGAGGGUCAGUUCCUCAAGCUGGAGUGUGAGUCCAAAGGAAACCCCUCGCCGGACCCCGUCAUGUGGACCAAAGAUGGGGUGGAGCUUCCCGACCUGAGCAGAGUGAUCGUGGAGGGACGAGAGCUGAGCUUUCCCUCCCUCAACAAGACGGACAACGGCACCUACCGCUGCGAAGCCAGCAACCACCUGGGCACCAGCAGCGCCGAGUACACGCUCUUCGUCUACGACGCCCCCACCACCCCGCCUCCAUCCACCACACACCCCCUCCAUCCCCUCCCUCCAGACCCCACCGCCCGCUCCUCCGUCACAGGCAGCAGAGAUCCCAACGCCAUCGGGCAGCACGGGACGGACCACGCUCUGAUCGGAGGGGUGGUGGCCGUGGUGGUCUUCGUCACCCUCUGCUUAAUCAUCGUCCUGGGGAGAUACCUGGCCCGGCAUAAAGGAACGUACUUGACGAACGAGGCCAAAGGAGCGGACGACGCGCCCGACGCCGACACGGCCAUCAUCAACGCCGAGGGCCAGCAGGCGCACGCGGAGGAGAAGAAGGAGUACUUCAUCUAGAGCCCGCCCCGCACCCCCCCACCUGCCCCACCUGCCCCGCCCCGGGAUUUUUCUACCGCUGCAGACCUCUGACUCCACUUUUCCUCCCUUAAGUUAUUUUGUGGAUGGGUCCACCGGACCUCGGGCCCCGACACUCUGUGCUUCACGACGGAUCAUGUCUCACGUCAACACGGUGCCUAACAGAACAGACGCCACUGAACUCGGACUGAACUUCUGCCUUGGUGUCCGCUCCGUCCGUAGCAAGGUCAAGGCUUUUGUAGAUGGUGACUGGACCACGGCUCCUCCAUCGUGUCUUCACUCUCUCACGUCCACACGCCUGACGCACGCCUCCGUCAGACAGGUGCGCUGCAGCCGCCCAGGCGCCUGGGUUUGGAGAGGCUGCUCGCUGCAGGACCAGCCGCGCCGCCGGCCUCGCUCUGGCUCCGCCUCUCAGACCCGUGAGUCACAUGAGAAUGGACUCAGAGUUGAGGGAAAGGUGUGUUUGCUGGAGGUGGCGGGGCGCCCCCUGCUGUGUAUCGUGUGUGCUGAACCGUGUGCAGUUGCUGUGGAAAUUCUCGACCUCCUCACCUGUGUAUAUUGAGCCUCCGGAGCUUGUUUCUGUUUCUAGUUUGUUGUUUUGCACUCAGCAUGUAAAUAACGCGCGAGGAGCAUGCGAUGGUGUCGGCGAGACGCGCCGCGCUCCGGCGCCGCUGCCAUGGCGGCGUGACCACAGCUCAUUGGCUUCACUUCCAGCCCGUCGUUGCUCACCGCCGUGGUUCCCGUGCCGGAGUGUGGCGUCUCUCACAGGCCCCAGAGACUGGUCCUCAGAGGGUCUGCGAGUGUGUGGGUGGGUGUGUUCCUGUACUUCUCUCUCUGUGGGACCCAGCGGGAGCUUUCAGGGUCAUCACAGGUGUCCAGGCCGGGGGGGGCCACGCGCUGAGGACGGCAGGUCCCCACAAGGAUAGAGAGGGACGUGCCAGUGGCAGGUGAGCGCCGCUCUUUAGACUCACCUGUGUCCUGGCUGUGUGUGCGUGAGGACGCGCCUGUGUCUCGUGUGUGUAGAUGAGUCGUUUUUUUUACUUUUGUAAGUAGUUCCUGUUCUUUAAGUUGUGAGUUCUGCGGACGACUCCUUGGUUUCUUUUGAAUCAGCUGUUGUAUAAUAAAUGAACACUUACCAACAUGUCUGCUGCUCUGUCGUGCUCCACUCCAGGCUCUGACUCCCAGGGGCCCCGUGGCUCCCCCUGAGCUCCGCCAGUGGCGCGCAGUCGUGAUGUCAUCAGAGGGCAACAACUCACACUGUCCUCAUACAGGAAGUGACUCGUUUCAAAGACACAAACAGGACAGGACAGCUGACCAAGGUCAAAGGUCAUCCCU